Lactuca saligna is the source of this 1434-nucleotide messenger RNA. The record is from the annotation of a GenBank genome assembly. Lineage: Eukaryota; Viridiplantae; Streptophyta; Magnoliopsida; Asterales; Asteraceae.
CUCCUCGACAACCUCUUCCAAUUUGUAAAACCUUGCAAUUUUUAUUUGACUCAAUUUUGUAUAACUUCAUAAAAGUAUUUUUAAAGUUAUAUCUUUUAAAGUUGUAUAACUCCAUAAAAUAUACUUUUAAAGCGAAAUGAGUUCGAUUUCCGUCCUCUAAUUUCCUGUAAAAAAAAUCAUCAAAACAAAUAUUCCACUCCUCCAAAACGAUGUGGAUCCUAUACAUGAUAAAUUCACAUAUUAACCCUGUAUAUUCAUAUAUUGGCAACUUCCAACCUUGUUUUAAUUUCUUAAUUGCAUUCUAACGGAGUUGCCUUUGCAGAAACCAAUGAAAUCGUGUGUGCUCCCACCGUUAUCAUCGUAUGAGCCUGUCGAUUUUUGCAACUCCAUGUGAGUUCUCAUGUAAUUUGCUCCGGUAAUCUUCGAAAUGCUUUGUAUCAUUGCAUUAUCAGUUCACAUUGUCUGUGAUUAGGCUCUAUUUCGACCUCAAGCUGUUUCCUCAUUCGUAAACCCUAAUUAUCCUGUCCAUUUUCUUUGUUGGCUUGCGGAUUGAAAUCAUAACGUUUUCUGAUUUGUUUUAAUUUGACUUCAAUUUUCGAAACCCCUCAUCGAUCGACACUUGAAUCGAUACUCGAUAUCUUGUUUCGACAGUCGAUGGCUUGUGGAAUUCACAUUUUAGCGCUGAAGUACCAUUCCUUCUCGGCAAUUGUGAAUGAAACCAAUGAACGUGCCAUCGCCAAGGAAAAUCCUGAUUCAGUGCUUCACUGGAGAGACAAACAUAGCUUUGUUUCACCAUUCCGUAACCAAAGUUUCCUAAAAAGACAACGUAAUUUGGAGAUGACUUUUGCUCUAAACACUGGUGGUUUACCUAACAAUGGUGAGCAAGAAAGCAUCAAUGGUGAAAGCCCAACGGGCCUAGGGCAAACAAGAUUGGGCCGAUUAGUGAGUGCAAGUGGGAGACAACUUUUGGAUAAACUAAACUCAGCUAGAAAGAAUUUCCCAAUGAAGGUAUUUCUUUUACUCCUUGGUUUCUACACUGCAAAUGCAUUAGCUACAAUCCUAGGGCAAACUGGGGAUUGGGAUGUUUUAGUUGCGGGUGUUGUGGUGGCUGCAAUUGAGGGAAUUGGUAUGUUGAUGUAUAAAAAGUCAAAUAGUAAGAGGUUUGAGUCUUUGAUUGUCAUGGUGAACUAUUGGAAAGCUGGUGUUUGUUUAGGUCUCUUUGUAGAUGCCUUUAAAUUAGGUAGUUGAUUAUUUUUUACUAUAUUGUUUGCUUUAGAGAGUUAGAGUAAUUAUAUUCUACCUCUAAAUUCCUUUUUGACUAUUGAGAGAUAUUGAUAAUAAGAUGAGAAAGGUAAAUUUCAGUGUAUUAGAGCUAAACUAUGUUUGUAGAAUGUUUAUGAAAUGAAUGGAAUAUGUGAGCAUUUAGAAUAUGAA